GGCCGGGGGCGCGGCUGCGGGGCCUCCGCCGCGGGGCCUCCGCCCAGACCCGGGCGUUGUCGCGGAGCCGGGCCCGAGGGGCUCGGGGCCCACCCGCCGGAGAAGCCGGGCCCGGCUCUUCUCCUCGUCCCGCUGCGGUGCGGUGCCGUACCGUGCCGUGCCGUGCCGUGCCGUACGCUGCCGUGCCGUGCCGCGCCGUGCCGCGCCGUGCCGCGUCCCCCGGGCCGCCCCUGGGCCAGGCCUGCGGUGCGGCCGGCGGUCGCCGCGCUCGUACCUGGCGCUUCGCGGCGCGGCGCGGUGCGGGUUGUUGCCGCCUCCCAGGGGAACUGUUCGUAGCGUGCAUCCCUGCGAGAAGCUGUAGCUGGUCCUCUCUGCUCGAACAGAUAUUCUGAUGGCUAUGGCAACCACAAGAAAUGUAAUGAGAGCUGUCAGAGUGUUUGAAUUUGGUGGCCCUGAAGUGCUUAAACUCCAGUCAGAUGUUUUAAUUCCUGUCCCAAAAGAAAAUCAGGUAUUAAUUAAAGUCCAUGCCUGUGGGGUAAAUCCUGUUGAGACAUAUAUUCGUUCUGGGAAUUACGCUAGAAAACCAGCUUUACCUUAUACUCCUGGCUCUGAUGUGUCUGGUGUGAUUGAAAGUGUUGGGGAACAUGUGACAGCAUUCAAGAAAGGAGACAAGGUUUUUAGCAUUGAUGCGAUCUCUGGAGGUUAUGCAGAUUAUGCAGUUGCUGCAGUUAAUCGAGUCUUUCCUUUGUCGGAUAAAUUGGACUUCAAGCAAGGAGCAGCAAUUGGAAUACCCUACUUCACUGCUUAUCGUGCUCUUUUCCAAAAAGGCCAUGCCAAAGCAGGAGAAAGUGUUUUAGUGCAUGGUGCAAGUGGGGGUGUGGGAAUAGCAGCAUGUCAAAUUGCCAGAGCUUGUGGUUUAAAGGUUUUGGGUACAGCAGGAACUGAGGAAGGCAUGAAUAUUGUUCUGAGAAAUGGUGCUCACCAAGUAUUUAAUCACAGAGAAGCUAAUUACAUUGAUAAAAUAAAGGAAUACACAAAAAUGCAAGGAGUCGAUAUAAUAAUAGAAAUGCUCUCCAACAUCAAUCUUGCUACUGACUUGCAUUUGUUGUCCUGUGCAGGAAGGGUGAUGGUCGUGGGCUGUAGAGGUACCAUUGAGAUAAAUCCAAGAGACACUAUGAGUAAAGAAUCUAGCAUAAUAGGAGUUAGUCUGUUCCUUGCAACUGAGGAAGAGAGGCAUGAAUGUGCAACAGCACUUCUUGAUGGCAUAGAAGCUGGCUGGCUGAAACCAAUUGUAGGCUCCGAAUAUCCACUGGAGAAAGUGGUUAAGGCUCAUGAAGACAUUAUUCAUAGCAGUGGUGCUCGAGGAAAGAUGGUGCUCCUUCCAUAAAGUCUUUCUCCAUUUAUUUUCUAGCUGUUCUAACUGCACCUUUGCUUAUAUGAUUCAUUGAAUAUAUUUUAUAAAAUAUACUUUUGAUCAGGUUUGAGAGGAACAGUAAAUGCUAGCUUACAUUAAUUAAUUACAUUGAUUCAUUAAUCCAUUUUCUUUUUCUAAGAAAUUGAGUUGGGCAUACUUUAAUUUUUGUAACUUUUUUGGCUGAUGUGGAAAUAAUAACUUUUCUCUGCUGA
This is a messenger RNA of Cygnus atratus (black swan), 1626 nucleotides long. RefSeq names its product crystallin zeta (gene CRYZ). Lineage: Eukaryota; Metazoa; Chordata; Aves; Anseriformes; Anatidae. Gene Ontology annotation, cellular component: cytosol. The coding region runs from base 392 to 1387 and encodes 331 amino acids. Gene Ontology annotation, molecular function: NADPH binding; quinone reductase (NADPH) activity; zinc ion binding. The transcript is spliced from 9 exons. The record is from RefSeq and is a predicted model, not a curated record.